CUGCGCGCUGGUAGCGUUGUGUGGAGGAAGUCCGCCUGGGGGUGGGCUGCGCUGGGCGGGCGAGGCCGCGGCGGGCCGCGGCGGCUGCUUCGACCACCUGAGGGCGGCGCAAUGGGAGACGAGAUGGAUGCCAUGAUCCCCGAGCGGGAGAUGAAGGAUUUUCAGUUUAGGGCCCUGAAGAAGGUGAGAAUCUUUGAAUCCCCUGAGGAGUUGCCCAAGGAACGUUCGAGUCUGCUUGCUGUGUCCAACAAGUACGGACUGGUCUUCGCUGGUGGGGCCAGUGGGUUGCAGAUUUUUCCUACUAAAAAUCUUCUUAUUCAAAAUAAACCUGGAGACGAUCCCAAUAAGAUAGUGGAUAAAGUUCAAGGCUUGCUAGUUCCUAUGAAAUUCCCCAUCCGUCACCUGGCCCUGAGCUGUGAUAACCUCACACUCUCCGUGUGCAUGAUGUCCAGUGAAUACGGUUCCGUUAUCGCUUUUUUUGAUGUUCGCACAUUCUCAAACGAGGCUAAACAACAGAAACGCCCAUUUGCCUAUCAUAAGCUUUCGAAAGAUGCAGGCGGCAUGGUGAUCGAUAUGAAGUGGAACCCCGCUGUCCCCUCCAUGGUGGCAGUGUGUCUGGCAGAUGGCAGCAUCGCUGUCCUGCAAGUCACCGAAACAGUGAAAGUGUGUGCGACGCUUCCUUCCACAGUAGCAGUGACGUCUGUGUGCUGGAGUCCCAAAGGAAAGCAGCUGGCGGUGGGGAAGCAGAACGGCACUGUGGUCCAGUACCUCCCUACUUUGCAGGAAAAAAAAGUCAUUCCUUGUCCUCCGUUUUAUGAGUCAGAUCACCCGGUCCGAGUCCUAGACGUGCUGUGGAUCGGUACCUACGUCUUUGCCAUAGUGUACGCUGCUGCAGACGGGUCCUUGGAGACGUCUCCCGACGUCGUGAUGGCACUGCUCCCGAAGAAAGAAGAAAAGCACCCUGAGGUGUUCGUGAACUUCAUGGAACCCUGCUACGGCUGCUGCACGGAGAGACAGCACCACUACUACCUGAGUUACAUUGAAGACUGGGAUCUGGUGCUGGCGGCCUCCGCGGCCUCCACAGAAGUCAGCAUCCUUGCUCGACAAGGCGAUCAGAUUAAUUGGGAAUCUUGGCUGCUGGAGGAUUCUAGUCGAGCCGAACUGCCUGUGACGGACAAGAACGACGACUCCUUGCCCGUGGGAGUCGCCAUAGACUACACUAACCAAGUGGAAAUCACCAUCAAUGAGGAGAAGACUCUUCCUCCUGCACCCGUUCUUAUGUUACUCUCAACAGACGGUGUGCUCUGUCCGUUCUACAUGAUCAAUCAAAAUCCCGGGGUCAGGUCCCUCAUCAAGACGCCGGAGCGGCUCCCGUUAGAAGGAGAGCGACAGCCCAGGUCGUCGGGAAGCACUCCCACGACCCCAACCUUGCCAGCCCCACAGAAGCCUGAGUUGUCAGCAGCCGCGGCCCCUGUCUCUGUCCCACCGUCACUGCCAGCGGCUCCCACCUCCACCUUCUCUUCGCCCUCUGCCGUGUUCUCCUUUGGCUCUUCAUCGUCCUUGAAAUCAUCCGGUCCUGUGACUGCGGAGCCCCCUCCGUACCCCAGUGGCUCCGACACUUCCAAAGCAGCUGUGGGCUCCGGCACAGCCACCUUCUCCUUCGCACCACCUCAAGCCCCGCUGGCGCCCACCCCUGCAGCCUCUGCCAUGGCACCCACGGCCGCUCCGUUCUCCUUCGGGUCAUCGGGCUUUAAGCCGACCCUGGAAAGUACACCGGUGCCAAGUGCGUCCACUCCAAACAUCGGGAUGAAGCCCUCCUUCCCGCCUUCAGCCUCUGCAGUCAAGGUCAACCUUAACGAGAAGUUCACCACCGCGGCCGCCCCUGCUUCUGCCGGCGGCUCCCAGGGCACGCCCCCGACGCUGCUGUUCCCCGCCUCCAAGCCAGCUGCCUCCGGACCUCUCGGCCACCCCACGCCCCUGGCAGCAGCGGCCGGCUCCAUGGCCUCGAAGUCCCCAACCGCUCCCUUGGUGUCAGGGCGCGCUGCUCAUGGCAGUCCGGGCCCGGCGCCCUCAGCGGGGCAGAAGUCACCCAGGAUAACCCCUCCGGUGGCAAAGUCAAGCUGCCCCCAGGCAAAGUCACUUCCUCCCCCUGUCACAGAAAAGCAGGGACAUCAGUGGGAAGAGUCAGACCCUGUGAUGGUCGGAAUUGGUGAGGAGAUCACGCACUUUCAGAAGGAGCUGGAAGACCUGAAGGCCCGCACUUCAAAAGCCUGUUUCCAGGUGGGCACCUCCGAGGAGAUGAAGAUGCUGCGGACAGAAGCGGAUGACUUGCACACUUUUCUUUUGGAGAUCAGGGAGACCACCGAGUCUCUGCAUGGCGACAUAAGCACCCUGAAGACCACCCUGCUGGAGGGCUUCGCUGGGGUUGAAGAAGCCAGGGAGCAGAACGAGAGGAACCACGACUCUGGGUACCUGCACUUGCUCUACAAGAGGCCCCUGGACCCCAAGAGUGAAGCUCAGCUCCAGGAAAUUCGGCGCCUUCAUCAGUAUGUGAAGUUUGCUGUCCAGGAUGUGAACGACGUUCUCGACCUGGAGUGGGACCAGCACCUGGAACAAAAGAGAAAGCAGAACAGGCGCCUGCUUGUGCCGGAGCGAGAGACACUGUUUAACACCCUGGCCAACAACCGGGAGAUCAUCAACCAGCAGAAGAAGAGGCUGAACCGCCUGGUGGACAGCCUCCAGCAGCUCCGGCUGUACAACCACACUCCCCAGUGGGGCCUUCCCUCGGACGUCUCCCCCCAGAGCAGCACGCACAGGUGUGCCUUCAGUUUUGACAGCGACCUGGAAAGCCUGCGCAAUGCUUUAUUGAAAACCACCAUCGAGUCCCACGCCAAACCCUUGCCAAAGGUUGCAGCUAAACUGUCUCCUGUGAAACAGGCUCAGCUGAGAAACUUUCUGGCCAAGAGGAAGACCCCGCCGGUGAGAUCCACGGCUCCAGCCAGCCUGUCUCGGUCAGCCUUCCUGUCUCAGAGAUACUACGAAGACUUGGAUGAGGCCAGCUCAACGUCAUCCGUCUCCCAGUCCCUGGAGAGUGAGGACGCACGGACACCCUGCAGAGAUGACGACCCGGGGGCCCAGGUCCCGCGGCACGCCCCCGUGGUCCGCACGCCCUCCAUCCAGCCCGGCCUCUUGUCCCAGGCGGCAGCCCCUUUCGCUAAAGCCCACCUGAGUCACGGUUCGCCUGGCGUGAUGGGGGCUUCAGUGUCUACGUCUGCUAGCAAAAUUCUCCCUCAAGGGGCUGAUAGCACAAUGCUUGCAACCAAAACGGUGAAGCACGGUGCACCGGGUCCCUCCCACACCAUCCCAGCCCCCCAGGCGGCCGCCGCGGCAGCGCUGAGACGGCAGAUGGCCAGUCAGGCGCCAGCUGUAAGUACGUUGACUGAAUCAACUUUGAAGACUGUCCCUCAAGUGGUAAAUGUGCAGGAACUGAAGAAUAACCCUUCACCCGCCUCUGCAGCGAUGGGAUCUUCAGGGUCCUGCUCUGCAGCCAAAACCUCUCACCCCGUGCUGACCCCUCUGGCCUCUAACAACCAAGCUAAGCAGGGGCCGUUGGUCAAUCCCCUCAAGCUGCCUGGGUCCACGUCCGCCGCUGGUCAGUCGUCAUCCAGCGAUAAAGCUUCAGUUUCAGGGCCAGGGGCAACCAAGGGAGAAGCUGCUGUGACUUCCACCCCAUCUGCAGUCGGGCAGUUCAGCAAGACUUUCUCCUUUUCUUCCUCCGGGACUGGCUUCAAUUUUGGGGUAAUCACACCAACACCAUCCUCUAAUUUCACUGGCACACAAGGGGCAGCACCCCCCACUAAAGAGUCAAGCCCACUGGACACGUUCUCAUUUGGCGGGGGAGGCAAACCUUUACCCGAGACCAUUUCUGAAAGCUCGUCUCCCUCAGCGGUGACAACAGCCUCAAACGCCCCCGGAGCUGCCCUUGCCCCUCCAGGAGAGCCCGCUCCAUCGAGCGGCAGGCCUGCGGCACCUUCUGGGAUUGCUCUCGGCAGUCCUCCCGGCAAGCUGGAAACCCCGCCGUCCAAGUUGGGGGACCUUCUGUUUCCAAGUUCUUCGGCCGGCGAGACUCUCGGCAGUUUCUCGGGACUGCGGGUUGGCCAAGCAGAUGACUCCACAAAGCCAGCCAGUAAGGCUACGUCCGCGAGCCUGGCUAGUGCACAGCCGGCCAAGACUCCCCUCGUCCCCUCCGGGUUUACUUUCGCCGGCCCUCCCACCAUAGGCAAGCCUGCGGAGCUUCCCGUCGCCUCCUCUGGGGCCGCCACCACAGCGGCACCGGCUGCCGGCUCCAGCACAAGUGGGGCCUCGACGGGUGUCUUUGGCAGCCUGCCCCUCACCAGCGUGGGGUCCUCCGGGCUCAUGAGUUUCAGUGGCGUGUCUCUGAGUGGUAGCAAGCCUAGUUUUCCAUUUGGAAGCCAGCAGACGAGUGGUACAGCAGCCCCGUCUGCUGCACCGUCGGCCACCACUGCCGCUUCCCAUCCCACAUCGUUCCCCAUGAUGUCAUUUGGGGGCCUCCUGAGUUCAGCAUCUGCUCCCACCGUACCUGGGUCCUCUGUGAAAGGCACAGAGGAGGCGGCGGCGGCAUCAUCUGUGCCCGAGAAGCCCGGCAGCAGUGAAGUCUCAGCAUCAGCAGCCUCGCUGCCAGGGCCACAGCAGUCAGCCCUGCCUCCCCAGGCUCCUCCGCAAACUCCUGACUCCAUGAAGAAAGAGCCCGUGCCUGCCCAGCCCACGGGCAGCAGCCCUGGUGCCGCAACGGCCAGUCCCAGUCUCCUAGCACCUUCUGCAGAGGCCACGCCAGCAGCCACCGGGGUCCCCGACAUCAAGGCAGAGGCAGCCUCUCCCUCUUCCUCCCUUUCAGUGCCUGGGCCGACUGCUGUCACAGCAGCCGCAACCCCAAGUGCGGGCCCUGUGACGGCAGAAACAUCGAGUGCCCCUGCAGCCACUAGCACCGUUUCCAGUGUUGCCCCGAGCCCAGCCGUAGACACGGCAGUGUUUGGGACUGUCACUUCUGGCUCCUCUGUCUUUCCCCAGCCACCUGCUGCCAGUUCUAGCUCAGCUUUCAGCCAGCUCACCAGCAGCUCGGCCACCACCCCCUCGGCCACCCCUGUGUUUGGGCAGGUGGCGGCCAGUACUGCGCCAAGCCUGUUUGGGCAGCAGACAGGCAGCAUAGCCAGCACGGCAACCGCCACGCCACAGGCCAGCAGCUCGGGGUUUGGCAGCCCGGCGUUCGGCACCUCGGCCACAGGGGUCUUCGGGCAGACGGCCUUCGGGCAGGCCCCAGCCUUUGGGCAGUCGACAAGCAGCCCGGCGAGCAGCUUCUCCUUCAGUCAGCCUGGGUUCAGCUCCGGGCCCGCCUUCGGCCAGCCCGCGUCGUCCACGUCCACGUCCACCAGCGGGAACGUCUUCGGUGCCUCCUCCGGCUCUAGCAGCUCCAGCUCCUUCUCCUUUGGACAGUCGUCUGCCGGCACAGGAGCGGGGGUGUUUGGCCAGAGCAACCCCCCUGCCUUCGGUCAGAGCCCUGGCUUCGGGCAGGGGGGCUCUGUGUUUGGGGGGGCCUCGGCCGCCACCACCACAGCAUCGUCCUCGGGGUUCAGCUUUUGUCAGGCUUCAGGUUUUGCGUCUAGUAACGCUGGUUCUUUGUUUGGUCAAGCCGCCAGUACCGGGGGGACAGUCUUCGGCCAGCAGCCGUCAUCCUCCAGUGGAAGCGUGUUUGGGUCUGGAAACACCACGAGAGGGGGAGGUUUCUUCAGUGGCCUUGGAGGGAAACCCAGCCAGGAUGCAGCCAACAAAAACCCAUUCAGCUCGGCCAGUGGGGGCUUUGGAUCUACAGCCGCCUCAAGCCCCUCUAGCCUGUUCGGAAACAGCGGGGCCAAGACGUUUGGCAGCUUUGCCAGCUCCUCGUUUGGGGAGCAGAAGCCAGCCGGCACCUUCAGCUCCGGCGGAGGAAGUGUGGCGUCCCAAGGCUUCGGGUUUUCCGCACCAAACAAAACAGGUGGCUUCGGUGCUGCUCCAGUGUUUGGCAGCCCUCCUACUUUUGGGGGGUCCCCUGGGUUUGGAGGGGUGCCAGCAUUCGGGGCAGCCCCAGCCUUUACAAGCCCUCUGGGCUCGACGGGAGGCAAAGUGUUCGGAGAGGGCACCGCGGCUGCCAGCGCGGGAGGAUUCGGGUUCGGGAGCAGCAGCAACACCACGUCUUUCGGGACCCUCGCCAGCCAGAACGCGCCGACGUUCGGGUCACUGUCCCAGCAGACCGCGGGCUUCGGCACCCAGAGCGGAGGCUUCUCUGGCUUUGGAUCGGGCACAGGAGGGUUCACCUUUGGAUCCUCUAACUCGUCUGUCCAGGGCUUUGGUGGCUGGAGGAGCUGAGCAGGUGUGGCGCUUCUCCCAGUGCCUGCGUGCCGCCGCCUGCUCAGCUCCUCUGCGCGGGCAGCGCCAAAGUGGCCCUUCCACGUGCACACUCUCGCCAACGCCUCAGGGAGAAGCGGGGGACCGGGGCCCACGGAUGCUUCUCGGUUGUUUUCCCCCACCCCUGCCAUUAAACUGUUUGGUUUGUUUGCA
Messenger RNA from Artibeus jamaicensis (Jamaican fruit-eating bat), 6612 nucleotides. It is a transcript of the gene NUP214, whose product is annotated as nucleoporin 214. Lineage: Eukaryota; Metazoa; Chordata; Mammalia; Chiroptera; Phyllostomidae. The record is from RefSeq and is a predicted model, not a curated record. Gene Ontology annotation, biological process: protein import into nucleus; RNA export from nucleus. Gene Ontology annotation, cellular component: nuclear pore. Gene Ontology annotation, molecular function: protein binding; structural constituent of nuclear pore. The transcript is spliced from 36 exons. The coding region runs from base 112 to 6420 and encodes 2102 amino acids.